AUGGUAAGCAAGAUGAACAAAAUAAAAAGGAUGGCUAGGGGAGCCGUUGUUUUUGUUGCACUAGCUGCAAUGGAAGUCAUUGUUCGGGCUAUAAUAAGGAAGAGGAGACCACGUAUUACCUAUGGCCCAAUGCAUGAAAGAGAUCGAAUUAGAUUUGAUUAUCUGAACCAAAAAAUUUGGCAAAGCGAUGUGUUAUGCAAAAACAUGCUAAGGUUUGAAAGAGCUGCAAUCUUUUGCUUGUGUGGCAUACUGAGGGAUCACAAUUUGCUAGAAGAUAGUCCACAUCUUAGUGUUGAGCAACAAUUGGCAAAGUUUUUGCAUACAAUUGGGCAUAACCUUCGGAAUAGGGUUAUUUCAGCCAUUUUUUGUAGAUCAUAUGGCACAACCAGCAUCUAUUUUAGAAAGGCUCUUCAUGCCAUAGGCGAGCUUCGUAAUGAUUACAUAAGGCCACCAUCAUUGGAAACUCCCAAAAAAAUUGCAGGAAAUCAUUGA
Molecule: messenger RNA, 492 nt
Organism: Triticum turgidum subsp. durum (durum wheat)
Lineage: Eukaryota; Viridiplantae; Streptophyta; Magnoliopsida; Poales; Poaceae
Source: the annotation of a GenBank genome assembly